GUCGAUAGUAAUCACACAGAGUCGGCAGUCGACAGACGUGUUCACAAAGACUCAACAAUGAGUGAAGUGAAGCGCUACACAUUCGCGGAGGUGGCGGCGCGCGACGGCAGCAAUGGACAGCCGCUGUGGCUCGUUUACAAGGACUCUGUGUAUGAUCUCACCAAGUACAUCGAUGAGCACCCGGGCGGCCACGACACUAUCCUGGAAGACGCUGGGAAAGACAUGUCGCGCUCAUUCGAUGACGUCGGCCACUCGUCGGACGCGCGCCAGAUACUCGUCAAAUAUAAGAUCGGAGAGAUUGUCGAGGAGGAGAAACGCUACGAUGCCAAUGGUAAGAAGAAGAAGCGAGUCGUGGCUGCGAAACCAGAGGACAAGCCGACCACCCGGAGCUGCUUCAACAUCAUCACCUGCGGCCUGCUGGGCUGAUCAUAGUGACCAUGUCAUCACAAUGAUCACAUUUAAGUAAAGACGACAGCUACUCUUUCUAACCCUAGUCGAUCCUUUAAUCGAUUUUCGACAUUAUUGCUAAACCGUAACAGUGACAAUCUAUCGAUGAUAGCCCGCCAGAAUGACAACAGCAUGUCAACUAUGCAGGUUCUACCUUCAAUAUUUGCCUCGCAACAGAUGAAAUUGUUCAUCGAAUUAUUAUACUUUUUGUAACUAUUUAUUUGAAUUCUACUAAUGUCUCUCUCAUUUAACGGCCUAAUUCGGCCCUUCCUAUUAUGAAAGUGAUCAGUAUCUCCUUGAUGUCAGUAGAUUUUAUAGUUCCUACAACUAGUUCAAACUAUACUUAACAAAUCAAGGAUAAAGUGAAUAAAGAAUGCCCGCUCUCACCGUCCCGUCCCGACACACUAUUGAUACAAAACAAACUAACUAAUCUAUUUCACGCUAACUCUGACUUCCUAUCGACAAAGUUCACAAAGUCCUUCUCACUUGCAGCUCACAAGUUUGUCUCCAACUUUUCCAGCGUCCAAUGAAUAACUUCUAGUUUUCUAUAAAUCAAAUUGAAAUACGUUUUGCUCAAUGGUAAAUUCUCGAAGUGAAAUGAAUUUAUCAACUGAGUUUAUUAUGUGACUAAAUGGGUAGGUGUUUGGACAAUAUUCUGUACAAUUCUGAAACUUUCCUACACCUACUCGUUAAAGAUAUAAUUGUACAUAACUAGGUACUUAUAACUGGCUCUCGUAGGUAGUACUUAAACUCGCUAAGCUUUUAAUUAUCUACUAAGUUAAUAUGUAUAAAUUAUACUUGUAAGUUUUUGUUAUGAUCGAAAUAUAUUUUAUUUUU
Messenger RNA from Spodoptera litura, 1284 nucleotides. RefSeq names its product cytochrome b5. Gene Ontology annotation, molecular function: heme binding. The record is from RefSeq and is a predicted model, not a curated record. Gene Ontology annotation, cellular component: membrane; intracellular membrane-bounded organelle. NCBI's taxonomy places the organism in Eukaryota, Metazoa, Arthropoda, Insecta, Lepidoptera, Noctuidae.